Mesorhabditis spiculigera is the source of this 1125-nucleotide messenger RNA. The record is from the annotation of a GenBank genome assembly. NCBI's taxonomy places the organism in Eukaryota, Metazoa, Nematoda, Chromadorea, Rhabditida, Rhabditidae.
AUGGGCAGUCGACGACAUCGCCGCUCAAAGGUAAUCCGCGUGGUCAAUCUCGUAAAGCGGAUCAUCGCCUUCUUCUUUUCUCACGUGGGACUGUGUGCCUUGGUUGUCGGCUACUCUAGCCUCGGAGCCUUCAUCUUUCGAGCUGUCGAAGGCCCGCACGAGCUGAGAAUCCAGAAUCAGGUAGCGGCCGAGCGCAAGAAAACGAUUGACAUCGCCUGGAACGCCACUUUCCGCGUAAAUCGACUAAAUGAAGAGCAAUGGAAGAGGAUUGUUCAUACACAGGUAAACUCCUUCCGCGCAACCUGCUACAACGCUAUUCGAAACGGCUAUGAUGGGAAAAUGUUCACGCCGCAAUGGACGUUACCUGGAGCUUUUAUGUAUUCCCUUACAAUCAUUACAACUAUUGGCUACGGCAAUACCUCAGCAAAAACACCCUUCGGAAAAGUGCUAACAAUAAUGUAUGCAAUCAUCGGCAUCCCACUCAUGCUCCUCUUCUUGACAAAUAUUGGUGACGUGCUCGCAAAGAUCUUCCGUUUCCUCUAUGCUCAAAGUAUUCGACUGAAAUUCAAGAUCAUAUUGUGGCACAAGAAGCGGAAAGCAGCAAAAAUCCGGCGCGCAAACUCGCUAGUGAGUCGAUUGACACGCGGCCAUCGCGUCAAGGCUGAUUCAAGCGUUGAUUCGUUGGGGCAUAAUGGCUACAUCGGCGGGCCCGAUGUGGAAGAUCUUCUAACAGCCCAAGCGCAAAUGGAGGAGUUAGAAGUGAAAGAAAUUGUGCAGCAACAACUCGACAAAAUAACAGUUCCCCUGUCGCUCGUCUGCCUCACAAUGCUCGCAUAUCUAAUGCUGGGAACAAUGAUUUUCCACUUCUGGGAAGGCUGGGAAUUGAUCGAUAGCUUCUAUUUUUGCUACAUUUCACUUACAACUAUUGGGUUUGGAGACAAGUUUCCUGGUGAAUCUCUCAGCGACAAGGAAGAUGCCAGGAACAAACUCGUUAUCACAUCCAUCUAUUUGCUAUUCGGCAUGGCGCUACUCGCUAUGUGCUUCAAUUUGGCCCAAGAAGAGGUGGCCAACAAGACGCGAUGGCUCGCUUCCAAAUUUCGCCGGCAGAAGAGCGAGGACGACGAC